Hemibagrus wyckioides is the source of this 6202-nucleotide messenger RNA. RefSeq lists its product as uncharacterized. Gene Ontology annotation, molecular function: cysteine-type endopeptidase activity. The record is from RefSeq and is a predicted model, not a curated record. Bases 59 to 5329 code for a protein of 1756 amino acids. Gene Ontology annotation, cellular component: lysosome. The transcript has 38 exons. Lineage: Eukaryota; Metazoa; Chordata; Actinopteri; Siluriformes; Bagridae. Gene Ontology annotation, biological process: immune response.
AAUUCACAUUGUCUUUUCGACACGUAUUAACGACGGAUUAACUUUUAGCCUUUGCAGAAUGAGGGUUUUGUUUGUUUUCACUGCUAUCAUGGCUCUGGCUAAUGCAGACAGUGUGCGUAAAGAAGAGCAGGAGUUUCAGAAUUGGAAAUUGAAGUUUGGUAAGAACUAUAUGUCUAAAGAGGAGGAGUCUAAGCAUAAGAUGAUCUGGAUGGAAAAUCACAAACUUGUCCUGGAACACAACAAGUUGGCACACCAGGGCAUUAAGAGCUUCAGACUUGGCAUGAACUACUUUGCAGACAUGGGUAACCAGGAAUUUGAGUCCAUAUAUAAGGGCUGUCUAAUAUCCAGCAAGAAACACAAUGAUGCAACAUUCUCCAAACAUAUAAGAGGAGGUGCUAUGGCAAAAACAGUGGACUGGAGGGAGAAGGGCUUUGUGACUCCAGUUGAACACCAGUUGAACUGUGGCUCUUGCUGGGCCUUUAGUGCGACUGGAGCACUGGAGGGUCAGGCAUUCAAAAAUACUGGGAAACUGGUGUCACUCAGCAAGCAGCAGCUGGUAGACUGCUCUGAACAAAACUAUGGCUGCGAGGGUGGCUGGAUGGACAGGGCCUUUGAAUAUGUGAAAAAAAAUAAAGGAAUAGACACAGAGAAAUCCUACCCCUAUGAGGCCAUGAACAAAUCUUGCAGAUACAAUCCAGACAAUGUUGGAGCCACCUGCAAUGGCUAUGUGAACAUAAAUAGUGAAGAUGAGACUGCUUUGCAGGAAGCCGUGGCCACCAUCGGACCAAUUUCUGUUGCCGUAGAUACAAACCACACAUCCUUCCACCAAUAUGAAUCAGGCAUCUACGAUGAACCUGACUGUAGCAGCACUGUAAUGAAUCACGCUGUCCUGGUUGUUGGUUACGGCACUGAGGAUGGAAAGGAUUAUUGGCUGGUUAAGAACAGCUGGGGUGCUGAUUGGGGUGAGGAGGGUUAUAUCAGGAUGUCCAGGAACAAGGACAACCAGUGUGGUAUUGCUACAGCAGCCAGCUAUCCUUUGGUUAACAAAACUCUCCGUGUUCAGUGUGAAGCUUACUCUACCAUCUUCGUACUGGGAUGUUUAUUGCUGGGUUUGUUCACAGACACAGACCAAGUUUAUCUUCUUAGCAGAAUGAGGGUUUUGCUUGUUGUCAGCGCUCUCGUGGCUCUGGCCAGUGCAGCCAGCGUCUCUUUGGAGGACCUGGAGUUUCACUCCUGGAAACUGAAAUUUGGUAAAAUCUAUGAGUCUGUAGAGGAGGAGUCUCAGCGUAAGAAUACAUGGCUAGAAAAUCGCAAGCUUGUUCUGGUUCACAACAUGCUGGCUGACCAGGGCAUUAAGAGCUACAGACUUGGCAUGACCUACUUUGCAGACAUGAGCAACCUGGAAUACAGACAGACUGUGUUUAAGGGCUGCCUGGGAGCCUUCAACAGGACCAAGAGACACAGUUCAGUAACAUUCCUCCGACAGGCAAUAGGAGCUGUUCUGCCAGAUACUGUGGACUGGAGGGAAAAGGGCUAUGUCACUGAUGUUAAAGACCAGAAGCGUUGUGGCUCUUGCUGGGCCUUCAGUGCGACAGGGGCACUGGAGGGUCAGACAUUCAGAAAAACUGCGCAACUGGUGUCACUCAGCGAGCAGCAGCUGGUAGACUGCUCUGGAAAAACUGGUAACCUUGGCUGUAAUGGAGGCUGGAUGGACUGGGCAUUUGAAUACGUAAUAGAAAAUGGGGGACUGGACACAGAAGACUCCUACCCUUAUGAAGCCAAGGAUGGACCUUGCAGAUAUAAUCCAGCUAGUGUCGGAGCCACUUGCACUGGCUAUGUGGACAUAAACGCUCAAGAUGAGAGUGCUUUGCUGGAAGCUGUGGCCACCAUCGGACCCAUUUCUGUCGCAAUAGAUGCAGGCCACAUAUCCUUCCAGCUCUAUGAAUCAGGUGUCUAUGAUGAACCUGACUGUAGCAGCACUGAGCUGGACCAUGGUGUCCUGGCUGUUGGUUAUGGGACUGAGGAUGGACAGGAUUAUUGGCUGGUGAAGAACAGCUGGGGUCUUACAUGGGGACAUAAGGGCUAUAUCAUGAUGUCAAGAAACAAGAAUAACCAGUGUGGUAUUGCCACAAAAGCCAGCUAUCCUCUGAGAGCACAACAGAAGCAGAACAGAGAACAUCUCAAUAUUUGCAAAAUGAGGGUUUUGAUUGCCAUCACUGCUCUCGUGGCUCUGGCCAGUGCAGCCAGUAUCUCUUUGGAAGACCUGGAGUUUCAUUCCUGGAAACUGAAGUUUGGUAAGAGCUAUAUGUCUGUGGAGGAGGAGGCUCGGCGUAAGAUGACCUGGCUAGAAAAUCGCAAACUGGUUCUGGUACACAACAUGCUGGCUGACCAGGGCAUUAAGAGCUACAGACUUGGCAUGACCUACUUUGCAGACAUGGAUAACCAGGAAUACAGACAGUCUGCAUUUAAGGGCUGCCUGGGAGCCUUCAACAAGACAAAGAAACACAGUGCAGCUACAUUUCUCCGACAGGCAGGAGGAGCUGUUCUGCCAGAUACAGUGGACUGGAGGGAUAAGGGCUAUGUGACUGAUGUUAAGGACCAAAAGGCAUGUGGUUCUUGCUGGGCCUUCAGUGCGACAGGGUCACUGGAAGGUCAGACAUUUAGGAAGACAGGGAAACUGGUGUCACUGAGUGAACAGCAGUUAGUGGACUGCUCCUGGGAAUACGGCAACAUGGGCUGCAGCGGUGGCUUGAUGGAUCAAGCUUUUGAUUACAUUAAGGACAACAAGGGAAUUGACACAGAGGACUCCUACCCUUAUGAAGCCACUGAUGGGGACUGCAGGUUUAAGCCAGCAUCUGUGGGAGCCACCUGCACAGGCUAUGUGGAUAUAACCACUGAAGAUGAGAAUGCCCUACAGGAAGCUGUAGCAACCAUCGGACCCAUUUCUGUCGCUAUCGAUGCAGGCCACACAUCCUUCCAGCUCUAUGAAUCUGGAAUCUACAGUGAGCCUGAAUGUAGCAGCAUUGACUUGGAUCAUGGUGUCCUGGCUGUUGGUUAUGGCAAGGAUAAUGGAAAAGACUACUGGCUGGUCAAGAACAGCUGGGGUCUCGAUUGGGGUGACAAAGGCUAUAUCAAGAUGUCCAGGAACAAGAAUAACCAAUGUGGCAUUGCCACAGCAGCCAGCUAUCCUCUGGUUUGGUGGGUGAAGAACGUCCAUCUGCAGCAUCUACAUGAUCUAAUGAAGGUUUUGCUUGUUGUUAUCACUCUUAUGGCUCUGGCCAGUGCAGCUAGUGUCUCUCUCGAAGAUCUGGAGUUUCAAGCCUGGAAAUUAAAGUUUGGGAAGCGCUAUAAGUCUGUGGAGGAGGAAACUCAGCGUAAGAUGACUUGGCUAGAAAAUCGCAAACUGGUUCUGGUACACAACAUGCUGGCUGACGAGGGCAUUAAGAGCUACAGACUUGGCAUGACCUACUUUGCAGACAUGAGUAAUCAAGAAUACAGACAGACUGUGUUUAAGGGCUGCCGGGGAUCCUUUAAUAGGACCAAGAAACACAGUGCAGCUACAUUACACCGACAGGCAGGAGGAGCUGUUCUGCCAGAUACUGUGGACUGGAGGGAAGAGGGCUAUGUGACUGAGGUUAAAGACCAGCAGCAGUGUGGCUCUUGCUGGGCCUUCAGUGCGACAGGGGCACUGGAAGGUCAGACAUUUAGGCAAACUGGAAAGCUGAUUUCGCUGAGUGAGCAACAGUUGGUGGACUGCUCAAUGGAGAACUAUGGUUGCAGUGGAGGCUGGAUAGAUGAAGCCUUUGAGUACGUUAUUUCCAACAAUGGAAUUGACACAGAGGAGUCCUACCCUUAUGAAGCCAUAGAUGGAUACUGCAGAUUUAAUCCAGCCACUGUGGCAGCUACUUGCACUGGCUAUGUAUAUGUACCCAGUGGAGAUGAGUAUGCUCUAAAGUGUACCGUGGCCACUGUUGGACCCAUUUCUGUUGCCAUAGACGCAAGUUUGAGUACCUUCCAGUUAUAUCAUUCUGGUAUCUAUGAUGAGCCAAUGUGCAGCAGCAUUCACCUGAAUCAUGCUGUCCUGGUUGUUGGUUAUGGUACAGAAGACUGGAUAUGGCAAGACUUCUGGCUGGUUAAGAACAGCUGGAGUGAAAACUGGGGUGAAAAUGGCUAUAUCAGGAUGUCAAGGAACAAGUUUAACCAGUGUGGCAUUGCUACAAAUGCCGUCUACCCACUGCAGCUGAUCAGAGUCACAACACAGUUAUAUAUAGAAACCCAUGACAGUCCAUCUGUAGAACAAUUCAAGAUUCAAGAAACGCACAAAAUGAGAAUGAGAAUUUUGCUUAUCGUCACCACUCUCGUGGCUCAGGCCAGUGUAGACAGCAUCUCUCUGGAAGACCUGGAGUUCAAUGACUGGAAAUUAAAUUUUGGUAAAAUCUAUAAGUCUACAGAGGAGGAGAUUCAGCGUAAGAAGAUCUGGCUGGAAAAUCGUAAGCUGGUCCUGGCACACAACAUGCUUGCUGACCAGGACCUUAAGAGCUACAGACUUGGCAUGAAUUAUUUUGCAGACAUGGAUAACCAGGAGUACAGAAAUUCUGUAUUUAAAGGCUGCCUGAAAUCCUUCAACAGGACCAGGAGACACAAUGCAACUACAUUCCUCAGAGGGAGCGCUGUUCUGCCAAAAACUGUGGACUGGAGGAAAAAGGGAUAUGUGACUCAGGUUAAAGACCAGCAGAAUUGUGGUUCCUGCUGGGCCUUCAGUGCGACAGGGUCACUGGAAGGUCAGACUCGAAGGAAGACGGGGAAGCUGGUGUCACUGAGUGAGCAGCAGUUGGUGGACUGCUCUUGGACACAUGGGAACUUUGGUUGUGAAGGAGGAUUGAUGAACAAUGCUUUUGAGUACAUUAGAGACAACAACGGAAUUGACACAGAGGAGUCCUAUCCUUAUGAGGCCAUAGAUAAUAAUUGCAGGUUUAAUCCAGCCACUGUGGGAGCCACCUGCACUGGCUAUGUGCAUAUAAAGAGUGAAGAUGAAAAAGCUCUACAGGAAGCCGUGGCCACCAUUGGACCCAUUUCUGUUGCCAUAGAUGCAGGCCAUUUGUCGUUCCAGCUCUAUAAAUCUGGUAUCUACGAUGAGCCAGAAUGUAGCAGCACUGAGAUGGAUCAUGGUGUCCUGGCUGUUGGUUAUGGCAGGAAACAAAAAAAAGCUUACUGGCUGGUCAAGAACAGCUGGGGUCUUGACUGGGGUGACAAAGGCUACAUCAAGAUGUCGAGGAACAAACAUAACCAGUGUGGUAUUGCCACAGACGCCAGCUAUCCUCUGGUUUAAAAUUAUAAAGAAAAGUUAAUGUGACAGCUAUUAAAAGGUUGUUUAUGUAUUUUAAGUGAUGAUUAAUGGGAUUAACUGCUAUAUUUUGAAAUAAUCAUAAUAAUCAAAUAAUUCUUAGUAUCAAAAUUUUCUACUUUAUGAAGUCUGUAACUAGAAAACUUCAAUAACUGCAAUGAUAUCGAAAGUAGUAGUGGAAAAAAAGAAAAGAGAAUGAAAAAAAAGAAAGAAAAUGGCACACUCUUCAUCUACAACAUGACUUAAUCAUCAACAACACCAUAUAACUUCCUGUACUAUAGAAAAACAUCACUAUAUUUAUGCAGAACGAUAAUAUAGUCCUUUACAUUCCUGCUGCUACUGGAUCUGUGUUCAUCUGUAUUGAGUUUGUUAUUUUUUAAUUCAGCUUUUCCUUGUAUGAUCUCUUUGCCUUUUUUCUUCUUUUCUUAAUGAUCAUGAUUUAUUAAAUACUCUGUGCCAAGCAAACUACGACUUGAAAUGGUCAGAUUAAUGACAUUUUCACUUUAGUAAAAGAAUUUUCACACACUGUCUUACUAUCACAGUGUCUUAUGCACAUGGACUAUUCAAACAAUAACAUUAAUAUAAUACUUAAGUAACUCCUCAGCUACUGAUCGAAUCUUUCACACAGUAUUAAACAUAGGUAAUAUACUAAACUGUCUAGAUCCAACAUGGUUAUAGAUAUGGAAUUACAAGUUAAACCUUUGAGUUAAAACAAUGAAAAAGUUUGAGAAUGGAGAAUUUGAAUCUCAAAUUUAAACCUGGAAUCUCUUGAAUGAAUAAAGUUCUGAUUAUGAUCUAAAGAGCUGCAGAAUGUUUGCAUUCUCCCAUACAUAUCCACACACAACUAUUAAUAUUUUU